Messenger RNA from Synchiropus splendidus (mandarinfish), 3370 nucleotides. RefSeq names its product eph receptor A7 (gene epha7). The record is from RefSeq and is a predicted model, not a curated record. The transcript is spliced from 17 exons. Gene Ontology annotation, biological process: axon guidance; cell surface receptor protein tyrosine kinase signaling pathway; protein phosphorylation. NCBI's taxonomy places the organism in Eukaryota, Metazoa, Chordata, Actinopteri, Syngnathiformes, Callionymidae. Gene Ontology annotation, molecular function: transmembrane-ephrin receptor activity; ATP binding; protein binding. The coding region runs from base 99 to 3173 and encodes 1024 amino acids. Gene Ontology annotation, cellular component: neuron projection; plasma membrane.
GAUGGUUGAACAUAGAGCCGCGUAACUGCCGUCAAUGGGAAGCGAGCGAGUCGCUGGCACUGCGAGAUUCGCCCUAGAUCCUUGUCUGUGGCUGCACCAUGCUCUCCAGGUCCUUCCCCAACAUCUGGAUUACAUUUUGCCUCUAUUUCCCUUUCUUAUUACAAAGCGGAGACGCACAAAACGCGAAGGAAGUUAUUCUCUUGGACUCCAAGGCACAGCAGACAGAGCUGGAGUGGAUCUCCUAUCCUCCCAAUGGGUGGGAAGAGAUCAGUGGCCUGGAUGAGAACUACAUCCCCAUCCGCACGUACCAGGUUUGCCAAGUCAUGGAGCCCAAUCAAAACAACUGGCUACGGACUAACUGGAUAGAGAAGGGCGAUGCUCAGCGGAUUUUUGUGGAAUUGAAGUUCACUUUGAGGGAUUGUAACAGUCUCCCCGGCGUGGUGGGAACGUGCAAGGAGACGUUCAACUUGUACUACCAGGAAACAGAUUCAGAAAUGGGCAGGAGCCUGCGGGAGAACCAGUAUGUGAAAAUCGACACGAUCGCAGCGGACGAAAGCUUCACCCAGGGCGACCUGGGCGAGAGGAAGAUGAAGCUGAACACAGAGGUGCGGAUCAUCGGUCCACUGUCCAGGCGGGGCUUCUACCUGGCCUUUCAGGACGUAGGGGCCUGCAUCGCUCUGGUCUCGGUCAAAGUCUACUACAAGAAAUGCUGGUCUAUCAUCGAGAACCUGGCCACCUUUCCGGACACGGUGACCGGAUCGGAGUUCUCCUCGCUGGUGGAGGUGGAGGGCAUAUGUGUGAGUGACGCCGAGGAAGAGAUGGACAACUCGCCCAAGAUGCACUGCAGCGCUGAAGGGGAAUGGCUGGUGCCUAUUGGGAAAUGUAUAUGCAAAGCAGGAUUCCAUCAGAAAGGAGACACAUGCGAACCGUGCAGCCGUGGCUUCUACAAGUCCUCCUCCCAGGACCUCCAGUGUUCUCGCUGCCCGACCCACAGCUUCAACGACCGCGAGGGUUCUUGGCGCUGUGACUGCGAGGACGGCUACUACCGGGCAGCCUCCGAUUCCCCCUCUGUGGCCUGCACCAGACCUCCCUCAGCACCACAGAACCUGGUCUACAACAUCAACCAGACCACCGUCAGCCUGGAGUGGAGCCCGCCGGCUGACACCGGUGGACGCAACGACGUCACCUACAGGGUUAUAUGCCGACGCUGCAGCUGGGAGCCUGAGGAAUGUGUUCCUUGCGGGCCCAAUGUGGGAUACUCUCCCGCGGAGUCUGGAUUAGUCGACACAUAUGUCAGCAUCCUGGACCUUUUGGCGCACGCCAACUACACCAUCGAGGUGGAGGCGAUUAAUGGCGUGUCGGACCUGAGCAGAACGCAAAGGCUGUUUGCUGCUGUCAGCAUCGCCACAGGACAAGCAGCGCCAUCCCAGGUCAGCGAGGUCAUCAAGGAGAAGGUCCAGCAGCGCAGUGUCCAGCUCUCCUGGCAGGAGCCCCACCAGCCAAAUGGAGUCAUCACUGAAUAUGAAAUCAAAUACUAUGAAAAGGGUCAGAAGGACCGGACCUACUCCACCGUGAGGUCUAAAUCCACCUCAGCGACCGUCAACAAUCUGAAACCCAGCACAGCCUACGUCUUUCAGAUCCGAGCCUUCACUGAGGCUGGGUAUGGCACCUUCGGCCCGAGGGUGGAGAUCAUCACCAAGGAGGAGGCCACAGCUGCGAUCGUGUCCAGCGAGCAGAAUCCCGUCAUCAUCAUCGCGGUGGUGGCCGUCGCCGGGACCAUCAUACUGGUCUUCAUGGUGUUUGGCUUCAUCAUCGGGAGAAGGUACGCUCUCUCGGGCCCCAUUGACUCGCCGCUCCUACACUGCGGGUACAGCAAAGCAGAUCAGGAGGGAGACGAGGAGCUCUACUUCCAGUUUAAAUUUCCUGGCACCAAAACCUACAUCGAUCCUGAAACCUACGAGGACCCCAACAGAGCCGUCCAUCAGUUUGCCAAAGAGCUGGAUGCCUCCUGCAUUAAAAUCGAGCGUGUUAUCGGAGCCGGAGAGUUCGGGGAGGUGUGCAGCGGUCGCCUCAAGCUGCCCGGGAAGAGGGAGGUGUCCGUGGCUAUCAAGACGUUGAAAGUGGGCUAUACGGAGAAGCAGAGGCGGGACUUCCUGUGCGAGGCUAGCAUCAUGGGGCAGUUCGAUCACCCCAAUGUGGUGCAUUUGGAGGGCGUUGUGACCAGAGGAAAGCCAGUGAUGAUUGUUAUCGAGUACAUGGAGAACGGUUCCCUGGAUUCCUUCCUUAGGAAACACGACGGCCAGUUCACAGUCAUCCAGCUGGUCGGGAUGCUGCGGGGCAUCGCCGCCGGGAUGAGAUAUCUGUCGGAUAUGGGUUACGUUCAUCGAGAUCUGGCAGCGAGGAACAUUCUGGUGAACAGCAACCUCGUAUGUAAAGUGUCCGACUUCGGUCUGUCACGGGUGAUCGAUGACGACCCGGCGGCAGUCUACACCACCAGCGGGAAGAUGCUGGAUCUUAUGGUCUUUACUCCAGUCACUGACCUGCGUUUUACUGAACAGGGUGGGAAGAUACCGGUGCGAUGGACCGCACCGGAAGCCAUCCAAUACCGUAAAUUCACCUCAGCCAGCGACGUGUGGAGCUACGGCAUCGUCAUGUGGGAGGUCAUGUCGUACGGGGAGCGGCCAUAUUGGGACAUGUCCAAUCAAGAUGUCAUCAAGGCGAUAGAGGAAGGCUACCGUCUCCCGGCCCCCAUGGACUGUCCUCCUGGUCUGCAUCAGCUGAUGCUUGACUGCUGGCAAAAAGACCGAGCCGAGCGUCCCAAAUUCGAUCAGAUAGUCGGCAUCCUCGACAAGAUGAUCCGCAAUCCAAACACUCUGAAGACACCAGUCGGAACGUGUACAAGACCACUUAGUCCACUGUUAGACCAGAGCACACCCGACUUCAAUGCCUUCCACUCGGUGGGCGAGUGGCUGGAGGCCAUCAAGAUGGAGCGGUACCGGGACAACUUCAUAGCAGCUGGCUACAGUUCCCUGGACUCUGUGGCCAGGAUGUCAAUCGAGGAUGUGAUGAGACUGGGAAUUACACUGGUGGGCCAUCAGAAAAAGAUCAUGAGCAGCGUACAAACUAUGAGAGCCCAGAUGCUGCAGCUUCACGGUACGGGCGUUCAGGUCUGACGGACUCCUGAUGGACUGCCCAGGGGCCGACUAGACGAAGAGCAUGAUCAAAACUUUCCUGCCACAGCGUCUGAUGAGGAUGUCUGUCGUGUCUUGGCAAGAUUACUCUUCUGAUCCUCAGUGAAGGAUUAAGCGCCACCUCCUGGACCGGCUGCUAAUCAAGAGGAAAAGGGCAAAAAAAAAAAAAACAACAAAAA